UACAGUCCUAUACUAUCCUACUUGCAUGAUCAGGCAUUCGUCCCAUUACCAGUGACUCUACCAUUGCGACCAACCUGCGAACAUGUGUGGUUCAGACAUCUUUCUAGCGAUCCUCGCCAUUUUCUUCCCUCCGAUUGCGGUGUGGAUCAAAGUAGGCCUCUGUACGGCUGACUCGGUCAUCAACCUUGCUCUCUGCUGUCUCGCCUAUAUCCCGGGCCUCCUGCACGCCUGGUAUAUCAUUCUCAAGUAUCCCGAGCCAGACUAUGAUGACCCCAGCUAUGCGCCCCUCCCCGAGAAUCACAGGGGCGACGUCGAGAACGGUCGCGUCACAUAUUACUAUGUCUCCCAUCAACCCAUCCAGCACCCAUCCCAACGGGGCUAUGGGACCCUGCCUCCGCAACAACCCUACGCGGCGAACGCUCAGCCUCACCAGCAACAUCCUGCACCUCACCAACAGCACGAACAUGCUUCUGGAGGCGACGGCGGCGGCGGUAGCAGCAGCCGGGAUCACGCCGAUGCGCGGCCACCUCCCACAUACGCCGAAGCAGUGAAGGGAGACCACAAAGUACAAGACCAUCAAACAGCCCAAGCCUGAAUGAGACCAGGACAAACGCAGUUGCCUCGCAACUUGCUGUCUGUUGUCUCGAAAUACUGCUGCUGCUAGGGAAAGGCCAGUAAAAGGAUUGUCUCCACAGUCCUACAUACUGUUGGUUUUUUCCUCCCACCAGGCCUUACGAAUCACAAGCUACGAUCACCUGCUUACAACGAAUGGUAAUGGAUAAUGACAAUGUGCUAUAUGUAUUUGCUUAACUGUCUUUGAUCAGCGCGGUCACUAACUUUCGGGCCCGUC
Messenger RNA from Aspergillus brunneoviolaceus CBS 621.78, 850 nucleotides. RefSeq names its product putative stress response RCI peptide. Gene Ontology annotation, molecular function: ubiquitin protein ligase binding. Gene Ontology annotation, cellular component: fungal-type vacuole membrane; fungal-type vacuole lumen. The transcript has 2 exons. NCBI's taxonomy places the organism in Eukaryota, Fungi, Ascomycota, Eurotiomycetes, Eurotiales, Aspergillaceae. The record is from RefSeq and is a predicted model, not a curated record. Bases 83 to 595 code for a protein of 170 amino acids. Gene Ontology annotation, biological process: endosome transport via multivesicular body sorting pathway.